AUGGAAGAAAAACGCUGUGAAUACUGUGGAGAAACAACUGGUAUUAUUCAGUGUCAAUGUGGUAAAUAUUUUUGUAAUGGUAAAAUUAUGAAUACUGGAAUAUGCCAACUCCUUUAUCAUAUGAGAGUUAAUUCCCAUUUUAGUAUCUCUUUUGAUGGAGUUGUGCUAAAAUGUUCUCAAUGUGAAGAAACAAAUAUAUAUAAUCUUCAUUAUAAAUACAACUCAAAAGAUUUCUUAUGUUCUCAUUGCUUAAAACGCCAGAAUAAUAAAAUAACCAAACAACUAUACACUAAGAGUAUUGUUAAUGAAGGUGCUGUUAUAAUAGAUAACUAUGAAGUUGGUCAAUCUGUUUCUUGUGUUAAACAAGAUUUAGUUGAUAGUAUUGAAUCUCAAUUUCCAAAAGAAAAAACAAACAAAAGAGUUAGAGAUGAAUAUCAAACACUUAAAGAUUAUGUUCAGACUUACUUAUAUCUGUCUAAAGUUGAAAAGAAAGAAGAGCGUAGAGUAGCUGAAGUUGAAUUAAGACAAGAAGAACAAAAUAUUAAAUUUUUCAAGCACCCAACAUGUACAACUGCUGAAAUUAACCUUUAUAAAGCUAUUGGAGGUCUUCAGUUAGAAGACGAGGUAAUUAUUAGUUGUGGUGGAUUAAAAAACAUGAUUAAUGACACAAAUUCAAUAGAAAUAAAACUAUUUCCAUCUUUAUUCUUUAAAUCAUCAAAAUGUGUAUUUGGAGGAAACAUCACUUCGAUUAGUGGUAAAACAGUUACUGUUAGAUUACAAGACUCUCUUUUUGGAACAGAGUGUAGUGAUGAUGAGACAUGUCAAAUUACUAGGAAACAUCCAACAAAUGAGAAAAAAUGGAAAUAUGAUGAAAAGAUAGUGAAAAAAACAUCAUUAUUUAGGAUUUAUUUUUUUACUAAUGACAAAGGAAAUCCAUUUAUUAGAACACUAGAAACAUUAGAAAAACGACACCUUGAUGGAUAUUAUUCAAAAAUAUUGUGUUGUAACAAUUACCAAGACAAAAAAACAAAUGAUACAAUAACUUAUGAUGAAAUAUUAACAGAUAAAUAUAAUAUUCCUAAUUUAUCUAACUUAAAUGAUUACCAAAUUAAGGCUAUUUACAAUGCUCUAAAUGAAGAUAUCUCACUUGUAAUAGGACCACCUGGAACUGGUAAAACUACAGUUGCUGUUUCAAUUGCACAAUAUUUGAUUUAUAACAAACAUAGAUUUUAUAAUAGAAAUAGAGCUGAAAGAAGACUAUUAGUUUGUGCAUCAAGUAAUAAUGCUGUUGAUGUUAUUUGUUCAAAACUUAUUGAAAAAGGAAUUCCAACAAUUAGAAUAGUUGCAGAUGAACAAUUUGAAAACUGUAGUGAUAAGAUACGAGAACAUUCAUUAUUAAAAAAAGCAAUAGAAUUUACAGAAAAAAGAGGAAUUAAAAUGGUGUCAAUAACAAGUUACGGUGAUUUCACUGCAAACCAAACUCAAAAAAGAAGGUCUAAAAAGCAUAAAAAAUUGACAAUCAGUUUAACUAGUAUUGAUCAAGCCGAAAGUACAGGAGAGUUAUUAACAAUUAAUAUAAGAGAGUUACUAAAGAAAAAAUAUGGACAAUAUCUAACAGAAGAUGAAAAGAGAAGAGUUCAAAUUUAUCAUGAAACAUAUUUAUCAAACCCAAUAAAUCAAAUAAAGUAUGGAGCGUUUGAAGACUUUGUCAAACGAACUAAUCCAGAUUUACAAAAAGUUUUAGAUAGAAUCAAUCAAAAAAUAAAACCCAGUGAGAACGAGUAUAUUAACAAAUUCAUCUCAGAUUAUUUUGGUGAGAUAUUAAAGGGAAUAGAAUGUGUUUGUUCUACACUCACUACUUGUACUCGUUCAACAUUAUUAAAACAAAAAUUUUUUGCAUCUAUUGUUGAUGAAGCUGCUCAAUCUCUUGAACCAGAAACAUUGGCUGGAAUUAUUAAUGUUAGAAAAGCAGUUUUAAUUGGAGAUAUUCAACAAUUACAACCAACAUGUCUUUCAACUGAGGCUAGAGAAGCUGGAUUCCAAAAAUCAAUGUUUGAACGAUUUAUGGCAAAUACACAAAUCAAAAGAACAAUGUUAAAAACACAAUACAGAAUGCAUCCAGCAAUUGUAGAAUUUUCAAAUAAAAUGUUUUAUUCUUCUAAAUUAGAGAAUGGGGUGAGUAAUGAAGAUAGAUUUGAUAGUAGAAUUAUUAAUUUCUUCCCAGAUUAUACAAAUCCUAUAAUGUUUAUUAAUUGUGAUGGAAGAGAAGAAUGUGGAAGUAGUGGAACAAGUUAUAAUAAUGAAGGAGAAGUUCUAAUAAUAAAACAUAUUGUUGGUGGCUUGUUGAAGAAUAAGGUUAAAGAAAAUGAAAUAGGAAUUAUUUCACCAUAUCAGGCUCAACAAGAACUUAUUUCUCAAUGUGUUUCUACAAAAAUUAAAGUUGCUAAUAUUGAUGGAUUUCAAGGAAAUGAAAAAGAAUAUAUUAUUUUUUCUUGUGUUAGAUCAAACCAAACUCUUGGAAUUGGAUUUGUGAGUGAUUAUAAAAGAUUAAAUGUUGCAUUAACAAGAGCUAAAUGUGGACUAAUAGUUAUUGGUAAUAUUCAAACAUUAAUAGGAUCUAAAGUUUGGAGUAUGUUGGUUCAUCACUUUUACUUGAGAGAUGCUUUAUUUGAAUUGAAAGGACAUGGCUUUGUUAAGUACAAAGUUGAAGAUAAAUAUACAGAAAAAUUCAAUUGUCCAUUAGAAGAGUCUCCAUUCCAAGUUAAACAUAGAGUUGAUGAUUCUGAGCUAAAUAACAACGAAGUAAAUUCUAGUAGUAAAUGUAUUUUACUGAAACAAAUUUCUGAUAUAACAGAAAUCAAAACCACUCAACAAAAAAUCUUCUCUAAAAUACUAACACCAAAAACUAUUUCUUUCGAACAACAUCCAAAACUUCGAAGAGGGUUUGAGACAAAAGUAUUCAAGAGGUUUUCGUUCAAGAACCUCCCAAUAGUUGGAGAGGUAUAG
Molecule: messenger RNA, 3006 nt
Organism: Entamoeba dispar SAW760
Lineage: Eukaryota; Evosea; Mastigamoebida; Endamoebidae
Exons: 1
Coding region: 1-3006 (1001 amino acids)
Biological process (GO): nuclear-transcribed mRNA catabolic process, nonsense-mediated decay
Cellular component (GO): cytoplasm
Molecular function (GO): RNA helicase activity; ATP binding; RNA binding
Source: RefSeq, a predicted model, not a curated record